Hippoglossus stenolepis (Pacific halibut) is the source of this 1782-nucleotide messenger RNA. Its product is annotated as cytochrome c iso-1/iso-2. Gene Ontology annotation, biological process: mitochondrial electron transport, ubiquinol to cytochrome c; mitochondrial electron transport, cytochrome c to oxygen. Gene Ontology annotation, cellular component: mitochondrial intermembrane space. The coding region runs from base 170 to 484 and encodes 104 amino acids. Lineage: Eukaryota; Metazoa; Chordata; Actinopteri; Pleuronectiformes; Pleuronectidae. The record is from RefSeq and is a predicted model, not a curated record. The transcript is spliced from 3 exons. Gene Ontology annotation, molecular function: electron transfer activity; heme binding.
CGACUAAAACCCUCCCUCCCUCCAGAAAUUUGAUCCGUGUGGCUUCAAGUUUUUUACAGCCGGUUACAUCCCCGACAAAACGCCACAACACAGAGAUCUAAGAAGUUUGACUCAGGCGAAAGGGAGGAAACCUCCACCUGGACCCUCACUAUCCUGUCAGCUGCUGGUCAUGGGGGACAUCCAGAAAGGGAAGAAGGCGUUUGUCCAGAAAUGUUCCCAGUGUCACACAGUGGAAGAGGGGGGACGCCACAAAGUGGGACCCAACCUGUGGGGUCUGUUCGGGAGGAAGACGGGUCAGGCACCCGGCUUCUCCUACACAAAGGCCAAUGUUGAGAAAGGUAUCAUAUGGGACGAGGGAACGCUGAAUGUCUACCUCGAAAACCCGAAGAAGUACAUUCCCGGUACCAAGAUGAUCUUCUCUGGGCUCAGGAAGAAAAGGGACAGAAAUGAUAUUAUAGCCUAUUUAAAAGACUCCACCUCCUAAAAAUACUGUAGAACAAUCAUACAGCUGCAGACAGUGGCAAUACACUGUACCUUUACAGUUUAUUUUUUAUUUCUGGGACUACCUUUUGUUGCCUUACAACUUUGUUUCCACACAUUGUUCACAUGGAGACUGUUUUUAAUUAUCAUUCCUCCAGUCACUUCUCAGUCGGGGCUUCUUAAAGAGGCAGCCUUCCUCUGGGCUUUUCUAAAAGCUGUCGUUUACUAAAAAAAACUAACUGCUACUUGCACAGAAACUAUCUGGUUUCACACACUUCGCAUUUUCGCCACUUUAAAUCCUACUUCUUACCAUUAAUGUAAUGGUAAUUAUUAUAGGGUUAUCUUUUAAGUGUAUUGCUUGUUGGGUCUCUUUCUGUUUAUAAGUGUUUUUUCUACUCGGGUAUAUUUUGAAAAAGUUUUAGUGUUGUGGUCACGAGGUGUAGCUGACCCCAGCUGACUUUGGGCGAGAGGCCGGGGUACACACUAGUCGCCAGUGAAUCGCAGGUCAGAUCAUCUUCUAGUUAACCUAUUAUGUCGCCCCACGUUUGGUCCAGAUUCUGUCAUCCAGUCCACAUACCGCAUGGAAUUAUAGCACUUGGGCAUUCCACUCUUGUUUGCCAGGUCUGGGCCACAAGUAAGACAUAGCAAUAACCGCAUAUCAACCAAAGGUGCCAAAGGUGGCCCCAAUUUGUUUGUGCUAUUUAGGUCAUAUCAACCACAUGGGCCACUUAAGGUUCAUAUCAUGACACCUGGCCAAGAGCACAGCAUGGUAGCAAUAAAUGUCCCACCUUUGUUUUGAGAUAUUUGGGCCACAUUUGCUAUUUUACUACUCUAGGCUCACAUCCACUUUGUCUGGGCCACAAGAAAGCCCCAGUGCUUCAUCGUUGCCUAAAGCUACUCGGCGAAAACCCACGUCAACACUAAGAGAACAAUUAAAACAGCAUUUUAAAUAUAUCCAACUAAAAUUAGGUAAUGGGUCAACUCUGGUACUGUCACCACCUUCAGAAUCCGAUGUGACAUUAGAAAUGUUCCUAGGUAGGAAACUGCUGAAACUUCACCAAGGCCCAAACUGUGGCUCCUGUAAUAGAUGUGUACUAUUUUACACAUACGUGUUGAAAGUCUUUAGUGUGUAUGUUUAAGACACUGUAGAUUUCAAAGCAGAUGUCAGUGUCCUGCAGCUCAUGAACAUUUUUAUUCAGAACUUCAAUGAACGUACAAUGUGAUGUUAAUGUGCAUUUGUAAUUUGUGAUAGGUUUUGGUUAUACUGAAUUUAAAUAAACAUUUAUAGUGAAUGCAAAAAAA